Prunus armeniaca (apricot) is the source of this 2919-nucleotide messenger RNA. The record is from the annotation of a GenBank genome assembly. NCBI's taxonomy places the organism in Eukaryota, Viridiplantae, Streptophyta, Magnoliopsida, Rosales, Rosaceae.
AUGGGUUGCUCAAGAUCAUUGAUUUUGUUCAUUAAUCUUGCUAUUACCUCAAACCUUGUUGCUCUCAUCAUAGCCCAAGAUGAUGAUGCCUCAUGCACAGAAAGAGCUGACUACUGCUGGAAAUGCACUGAUGGUGCCACCUACACACCAGGUGACAUGUACCAAGUGAACCUCAAGAGCCUCCUCUCCUCCUUCUCCUCCAACACCCAAAACAAUUAUGGCUUUUACAAUUCAUCAAUGGGAAAACACCCCAACAAUGUCAAUGGAAUUGCAUUAUGCAGAGGAGACCUCUCACAGGACCUUUGUCAGGCUUGUCUCAACACGUCUAUUGGUAGGGUCCUGCAAACUUGUUCAACUCAGAAGGAAGCAAUCUUUUGGGCAGAGCGUUGUAUGGUGAGAUACUCAUACAACUUGAUAUAUGGUAUUGAGAAACAGUACCCUGUUAAGUAUGUGCCUGGAGCAGAGUUUCUCGAUAAUCCUCAACCGUUUCAGCCGGUGCUUGACUACUUGUUGCAUAAUUUAAGUGACAGAGCUGCAUCAUCUCUUAAAAAAUUUGCAGCAGGGCAUGCAACUGUCCCAGGAGCUGAAACUAUAUAUGCACUUGUUCAGUGCACUCCAGACAUAGACAAGAAAAAUUGCAGCAAUUGCCUUAAAGAGUCCAUCUUAGAGAUUGAGAGAUGUUGCGGUGGAAAAAAAGGAGGAAGAGUUCUUAAACCCAGCUGUAGUUUCAGGUAUGAGAUUAAUUCUUUCUUUUUGCCUACAGCCAAUUCAUUAGUAGAUAUUCCAGCUUCAGAUCCAGCACCAGCACCCAAAGAAGAAAAGAAGAAGAGUAACAUAAAACAAAUUGUCAUCACCAUCGUUGUGGUUUUGGUUGCUUUUGUCACUAUUCUCAGCAGCAUAUGCAUUUUCUUAAGACUAACGAAACGAAGGGUAAAACUUGAUGAAGAUGAGAAUUCGAAAGAAAUAAAUUUGGUGGAAUCGUUGCAAUAUGAUUUUGAAACUAUAAGAUCUGCAACAGAUGACUUCUCUGAUGCAAAUAAGCUUGGACGAGGUGGAUUUGGAGCUGUUUACAAGGGUAGACUAUUAAAUGGGCAACCUAUAGCCGUGAAAAGGCUCUCCAAAUAUUCUGAACAAGGUGAUCGUGAAUUUAAGAAUGAGGUCAUGUUGCUUGCUCUGCUUCAACACCGGAAUUUAGUAAGGCUCCUAGGAUUUUGCUUGAAAACAGACGAAAGGCUUCUCAUUUACGAAUACGUGCCUAACACAAGUCUUGAUCACUUCAUUUUUGACACAAACAAUCAUGAGCAUUUGGAUUGGGAAACACGUUACAAGAUCAUAGGAGGCAUUGCACGAGGGAUUCUUUACCUUCAUGAAGAUUCUCGGGUUCGAAUUAUUCAUCGCGAUCUCAAAACCAGCAAUAUUUUGUUAGAUGAAGAUAUGAACCCCAAAAUUGCUGAUUUCGGAAUGGCAAGACUGUUUGCUAUUGAUCAAACUCAAGGAGAUACAAGGACAGUUAGGGGAACCUAUGGAUAUAUGGCUCCCGAGUAUGUAAUUCAUGGUCGCAUUUCUGUCAAAAUGGAUGUCUUCAGUUUUGGGGUGUUAGUUCUUGAAAUUGUAAGCGGUAAAAAGAUUGGUAGUUUCCGAUAUGGCGAAAAUGAAGUGGACCUGUUAACUUAUGCCUGGAGAAAUUGGAGGGAGGAUACAAUUGAAAACAUCAUAGAUCCCGUGUUGACAGCAAGUUCACGAAUCGAAACGAUGAGAUGCAUCCACAUUGGUUUACUGUGUGUGCAAGAAAAUGUGGUAGACAGGCCAACGGUGGCUUCAGUUGUAUCCAUGCUUAACAGCCAGUCUCUCGCACUUUCAGUACCGUCGCAACCUGCAUUCUAUAUUCAUUACAAGACUGGAUCAGACAUAUCGACAUUAACCGAGUCAGACCAAUCCAAAAGCCUCUCGAGUAGAUUAAAGUUUUCAGAUUCCUAUUGCUUUCAAUUCGAGAUACGAAAUGAGAGGAACUCAAACAGGAGCGCCGUGAUCAUUGUUAUGCCAACUGUUGGUCUUGUGAUAAUUGUUAUCAUAAUUGGUGUCAUUUUGAGAAUGAGGAAGCCAAAGAAACAUGUUGAAAGUAGAAGCGCAGAAUCCUUACAAUUCGACUUUGGCACAAUUCGAGCUGCGACAGAUAACUUUUCUGACUCAAAUAAGCUCGGGCAAGAUGGAUUUGGUGCAGUUUACCAGGCCUGCCAAUGGGCAAGAAAAAUAGCGGUGAAAAGGUUAUCUAGAGAUUCUAGACAAGGAGAUCAAGAAUUUAAGAAUGAGGUGUUAUUAGUGACUAAGCUUCAACACCAAAAUUUAGUUAGGCUUCUAGGUUUCUGUUUAGAAGGAAAUGAAAGGCUUCUUGUGUAUGAGUUUGUUCCUAAUGCAAGUCUUGAUCAGUUCAUUUUUGAUUUUGGAAUGGCAAGGUUGUUUGUAGUUGACCAAAAUCAAGGUGAUACAAGUAGAAUCGUUGGGACUUAUGGAUGUAUGGCUCCUGAGUAUGUAUAUCAUGGAAAGUUCUCUGUUAAAUCAUAUGUGUUUAGCUUUGGAGUGCUGGUUCUGGAGAUAUGCAGUGGUCAUAAAAAUAGUAGCUUUCACAUUAAUGGGAAGCAGAGGAUCUUCUUAGCUAUAUAUGCAUGGAUAAACUGGAGGGAAGAGACGGCUUUAAACCUCCUAGAUUCAACUUUGAUGGCUACGGUUUCAAAAGCUGAAAUAUUGAGAUGCAUUCAUAUUGGCCACUCUCUCAAUCUCCCAAUUCCCUCAGCACCAGCAUUCUUCGCCCACAGCAGCAUGGACUUAAAGUACAAUUCAGGGUUGAAACAAUCGAGCAGAUCUAGAUCUGCUGAAAUAUCAGAAAAUGAGGCUUCAAUUACUGAGCUUUACGCUCGCUAG